UGUGUGUGUCCUCUCCCCUCACAAACAAGCUUUGUACAAUCUGGAAAAGCUGUUCCACUGUGGACAUGGCAGAGAUAAGUCCUACCCUGCCCUUACCCCUACCCCUUACCCCCUCCAGCUCCACACCAUUUUCAUACCCAACCUUCUGAAACCCUUCUCAAAUCCCCAAAUCCCACGCUCAAAUGAUUCAUUCCUGUAAAUGAUUUCUUCAGUUUAAGCUCCAAAUGGGUUGUUCUUCCAAAUCCAAAUCCCUAGCGCCGUUCGUCCUGCUCCUCCUCAUUGCGGCGGCGGUUCCGGUUCUCGCCGCCGACGACUACGCUACCCUGGUGUUCAAAGGCUGCGCCGACCAGAAAUUCCAGGAUUCAAGCUACAGGCAGGCGCUGACCACGCUACUCGACACGCUAAUCUCCCAAUCCGCCUCUACUAAAUUCAACAAGGCGACUUCCGGCGACGGAUCCUCCUCCGCCGUCACCGGGCUGUUCCAAUGCAGAGGCGAUCUGUCCAACGCCGACUGCAACCGGUGCGUGAAGAGGACGCCGGACCUGGCCGGGAAGCUCUGCGGGGAGGCGAUUGCGGCCAGGGUGCAGCUCACCGGCUGUUAUCUGAGGUAUGAGAUUUCAGGUUUCCGGCAGGUGAGUGGGACAGAGUUGCUGUACAAAAUCUGCGGGUCGACUCGGGCGAGUGGGGCUGGAUUUGAGGACAGGCUGGACAUGGCUAUGGGGGAGGUGGUGAAGGGGGUGGGGGGUGGGAACAGUGGCUUCUAUACAGGGGCUUAUCAGUCUGUCUAUGUGUUGGGUCAGUGUGAAGGUGAUUUAGGAAAUGGGGACUGUGUGAACUGUGUGAAAAACGCCAUUGAAGGAGCUAAGACUCAAUGCAGCAGCUCACUUUCAGCUCAGAUUUACCUUCAGAAGUGCUACAUAAGCUACACAUACUACCCCAGUGGUGUUCCCAGCAACCAGCAGCAGCCAUAUUCACAAUCAGGGACAGGGAGGACUACACAGAAGACAAUAGCUCUUGUGCUGGGAGGCUUGGUGGGUGUGGGUCUGGUGAUGGCUUGUUUGUUGUUUGCCAAAACAGCUUUAAAGAAAAAGACCCAUAGUUACAAGUAUGGUGGAUAGAGCAGGGAAUAUGGUGCUCAUAGUUUCCAAGACAAGGUAUCAUACUUUUUUUGAGGUGGCUUUGGAGUAGAACAAGGUAUAAGAAUAUGGACAAAAACUGGCACUUGGGGUUGUAAAGAAAGGGGGAUUUGCUUCACUUUUGUCUAGAUGUAAAGUAAUCUUCCUCUCAAAGUUUUGGUUAUUGUAAUUCUUUUCUAUUUUCAUCCGGUAAAGCUAAAGAUCUGUCAUUUUCUCACUAAAGUUGGUGGGCAUUAAUGAUUUUUAUGUUCAAAAUUACUACUACUUUAUUUUUAGUGACAUGACAUGAAUGUAUAUCCGCAAACUUCACUGAUU
Molecule: messenger RNA, 1451 nt
Organism: Andrographis paniculata
Lineage: Eukaryota; Viridiplantae; Streptophyta; Magnoliopsida; Lamiales; Acanthaceae
Product: plasmodesmata-located protein 3-like
Exons: 3
Coding region: 225-1118 (297 amino acids)
Biological process (GO): transport of virus in multicellular host; plasmodesmata-mediated intercellular transport
Cellular component (GO): plasmodesma
Source: RefSeq, a predicted model, not a curated record